Molecule: messenger RNA, 2040 nt
Organism: Haliotis rufescens (red abalone)
Lineage: Eukaryota; Metazoa; Mollusca; Gastropoda; Lepetellida; Haliotidae
Product: guanylate cyclase soluble subunit beta-2-like
Exons: 12
Coding region: 1-2040 (679 amino acids)
Biological process (GO): cGMP biosynthetic process; response to oxygen levels
Cellular component (GO): guanylate cyclase complex, soluble
Molecular function (GO): heme binding; guanylate cyclase activity
Source: RefSeq, a predicted model, not a curated record
AUGUCGGACAAGUCUAAGUUAGGAACGGGGUACGGCCAGAUUCAUUGUGUGGUCCGAGAAUUGGUGCAGGACAAAUUUAGCAACGAAACAUGGCAGAAAAUUCUGAGGGAGUCUGGUCUUGAUGAACACGACCAUUUCUUAGUCUUCUAUCGCUAUGAAGAUAAGCUCACCUUCCAACUCAUCGGGGCAGUGUCUAAAAUUUUAGAUCUGUCUUUGGAGGCGGUGUUGGAGGUGUUUGGUGACUACUUCGUGAGCUACUGCCUUCGUCAUGGCUACGACAAGAUGCUGAAGACACUGGGAGGGGACAUGAAAAGCUUCAUCCAGAACCUUGACUCACUCCAUUCCCUACUGGCUUUCAGCUACAAGAACAUAGAAGCACCAUCCUUUAGGUGUGAAUCUCACCCUGAUGGCUCUCUCAUGUUGCAUUAUUAUACAACACGACCUAGACUCUACCCCAUUGUUAUAGGGUCCGUACGAGCCGUUGGCCGAGAAAUCUUCAAGCAGAAGGUGGAUAUCACGGUACUGGAGCAAUCAAGGGAGGUAAUCGAUGGCGGUAAGACCCAGGAGCACACAGUCUUCAAGGUCAUCGUGCACAAAGGGCUGAAAAAUGAACGCAGGAGUCCCGAAGGUCAAGAGGAACGUCUGUCCUCCGGAAACAUGAAGGUUGCUGUGCCUACAAACAUUUCAGCCUUUCAUCUGAAUGCUGGUCAAUUCUGCUCAGCAUUCCCAUAUCAUAUUAUAUUCGACAAAUAUUUGAAAAUUCGACAGUGUGGAGUGAUGAUUCACAAACUGUGCCCUGUUCCUAUCCGAGAAGGCAUGGCGGUUACGUCCUUGUUCCGGAUAAUCCACCCUAAAAUGAAACUGUCCUUAGCGAACAUUCACAAAUUUAUCAAUGCGGUGUUUCUCCUGAGUGUAUCCCAAGAUGAGUCAGAGACGGAGGGUGACAACAAGGCAGUGGUCCUGAAAGGACAGAUGAUGUGGCUGGAAGCGUCUCAUCAUAUGAUCUUUAUUGGAUCCCCUCGCCUCACAAGCCUCAACGAACUUAUGGAAAUGAACGUCUACCUGGCAGAUAUCCCCCUGUAUGACGUCACGCGCGAGCUUGUGCUGCUUAAUCAACAGAGGAUAGCUGAGAUAGAUAUAGCCAAGAAGUUGGACGAAACAACAGCAGCGUUGAAGCGGACGUCCCAGGCGUUGGAGAUAGAGAAACAGAAGACGGAUGUGCUGUUGUAUCAGAUGCUGCCACCGAAGGUUGCGCACCAGCUGAAGAACGGCAGACAGGUGGAGGCAGAGAAGUUCGACCAAGUGACAAUUCUGUUCAGCGACAUCGUGACCUUCACCAACAUGGCUGCAGCCUGCACGCCCAUGGACAUCGUCAACAUGCUGAAUAACCUCUACCACCGCUUCGACAAGAGCACCAAUGACCAUGAUAUUUACAAGGUGGAAACCAUUGGCGAUGCCUACAUGGUGGUGAGCGGAGUUCCGGAGCCGUCCACCAACCAUGCCAAGUCCGUCGCCGACUUCGCCAUGGACAUGGUGCAGGAAGCCGCCACAGUCAACUCCCCUGCAACUGGGAAACCUCUACAGAUCCGAGUGGGGGUCCAUACAGGCCCCGUGGUGUCAGGGGUCGUCGGGAUGAAGAUGCCUCGCUACUGCCUGUUUGGGGACAGCGUCAACACCGCAUCCAGGAUGGAGAGUCAUGGCGUCCCGGGCAGGAUCCACGUCAGCCCCACCACAUUCAGAUGUAUACGAAACAAAGGCUACCAGUUAAAGAAACGCGGACAGAUUCAAGUGAAGGGUAAAGGUGAAAUGACCACGUACUUCCUCGUGGGCGACAAGAACCGCAGAGUUGUAGAACCAGAUGACGACUUCACCAGUCUCUCCGUUGACUCAGACUUCUGUUCGGAUUGUGAAGAGGUGACGUCAUCAGAAAAAUCUAUGACGCCGAAUUCUGACGUCAAUGAAAUGCCCAUAAUUUCAACAAAGCUCCGAAGGUGGAGUAAGAUGCGGGAUCAACAAAGCAGCACAUGUGAUAUAUCAUAG